This is a messenger RNA of Babjeviella inositovora NRRL Y-12698, 1443 nucleotides long. RefSeq names its product ornithine-oxo-acid transaminase (gene CAR2). Lineage: Eukaryota; Fungi; Ascomycota; Pichiomycetes; Serinales. Gene Ontology annotation, molecular function: identical protein binding; L-ornithine transaminase activity; pyridoxal phosphate binding. The record is from RefSeq and is a predicted model, not a curated record. The coding region runs from base 91 to 1395 and encodes 434 amino acids. Gene Ontology annotation, cellular component: cytoplasm. The transcript has a single exon.
CCCGCCUGACUAUAUAAAGCCCCCCGUUCCCGUGCUUCGAAACACCUUUUUCGUCCUCUUUUCUUUCUCAAGUCACUCUUAUCCAUUAACAUGUCUCCAUCGUUCCAAAUCUCCUCCGCCGACGCCAGAAAGCAGGAAUCCGACUUUUCUGCUCACAACUACCACCCAUUGCCAGUGGUCUUCUCCAAGGCCUCCGGCGCCCACGUGUGGGACCCGGAAGGAAACGAGUACCUCGACUUCCUUUCUGCCUACUCUGCUGUCAACCAGGGCCACUGCCACCCAAAGAUCAUCGAAGCGCUUGUCGACCAGGCCUCUAAGCUCACCUUGUCAUCCCGUGCGUUCUCCUCCGACGUCUUUGGUGUUUUCGCCAAGUACAUCACCGAGUACUUCAACUACGAGAUGGUUUUGCCAAUGAACACCGGGGCCGAAGCGGUUGAAACGGCCUUGAAGUUGGCCAGAAGAUGGGGUUACACCAAGAAGAACAUUCCCGCCGGUGAAGCCAUUAUCUUGUCCGCCACCGACAACUUCCACGGUAGAACUUUGGGGAUCAUUUCCAUGUCUACUGACCCAGAGGCCACUGCUGACUACGGCCCAUACCUCGCCGGUGUUGGCCCACAGAUCCCGGGCGCCCCAAAAGGCACCUUCAUCCGCUACGGUGUCAUUGAGGAUAUUGAGCUCGCCCUCAAGAACGCUGGUGACAAGGUCUGUGCUAUUUUGUUGGAGCCAAUCCAGGGUGAGGCCGGUAUUGUUGUGCCACCAAAGGACUACUUGCAGCAGGUGACCGCUUUGUGUAAGAAGCACAACGUGUUGUUGAUCUGUGACGAAAUCCAGACUGGUAUCGCCAGAACUGGUAAGAUGUUGUGCUACGAACACUCCGCCGGUGUCAAGCCAGACAUUAUCUUGUUGGGCAAGGCCAUCUCCGGUGGUGUCAUGCCAGUCUCCGCUGUCUUGUCUUCCAAGGACAUUAUGUUGUGCUUCGAGCCAGGUUCUCACGGUUCCACUUACGGUGGUAACCCACUCGCCUGCCGUGUUGCCAUUGCCGCCUUGGAGGUUGUCAAGGACGAAGGCCUUGUCGAGAGAUCCAGAGAUCUCGGUGAAAAGCUCCGUGCUGCUCUUACCAAGUUGAUGGAAGAGUCCAACGGUGUUAUCUCUGAGGUUCGUGGUGUUGGGUUGCUUUCUGCCAUUGUUAUUGAUGAAACAAAGACCAACGGUAGAUCCGCCUGGGACUUGUGUUUGUUGAUGAAGUCCCAUGGUGUUUUGGCCAAGCCAACUCACAACCACAUUAUCAGAUUGGCCCCACCUUUGGUCAUCUCCGAAGAGGACUUGAUGAAGGGUGUUGCGUCCAUCAAGAAGUCCUUGAUUGACUUGCCAAAUGUCGAAAAGACUGCUCAUUAAGGGACUCACUUCAAUUCUUGUACACUAUCUAAUAAAGUCUUUACGGAA